GACCGCGAGUGCUAGGUGAUAGUGGAGUUGUGGUUAGGUUAGGUUGUGCUAUACUUCGGAUAUACACUAAGACUGACAGAAGAUGAAGCCUACAGUGCUGCUGUUAGUGGUCACCUACUGCACAUCAGUUUUUUCUUUCUCCAGUGAUGAGAAGUUCAUUAAAAAAUACGCUAUGAUGAAGGUUUACGAAAGCUGCUUCGGCCCGGAUGUGGUGAAGGAGGUUCGUAAGGAGAUGAAGGUCGCUACGGCAAAGUGCACUGGACUCUCAACGACUCCUCUGAAAAUACAACACUUCGAUCCUCCGCAGCACCACAACCUGGUUAAGACUCAACCCGGAAACUCUCAGGUUCACAACAUAGCGCUGAGUGCUACCAAGCCCCCCGCUACACCAGCCCCACCCCCCGCCUCUGAGAGUGCCACCCCUGGCUUCGACCUCAACAAGCUUCAACAAGUCAUCAUGUCAGGAUACAACAAGCACGCACAGCACACGACAUAUCAACAACAACCGCAGCCGUCCCAGCAGAGUCAGUUCACGCCAAACCAUAACCCCUACCUACACGCAGGACUGACAAACUCUGUUUAUCAACCCCCAGCCUACAACCCUUACUACCCUCCACCUGGUGGAUACUACCCACCACCUGCACCAUACUACCACUCUCCGUUCUACCCUCCGUACUACAGAGGACAACGCACUUCUAGAGACUUUGACAUCCGAGGCCAGUUGGACAGUCUGGCUGCCAAGAUGACAGGCAAAGUGCGAAAUGUCACUUGUGUCAUGCAGGAGUUGGGUUAUCUGGAUGAGAACCUAGAGCCAGCCUAUGACAAGAUGAUUGACAGGAUCAGCCGACUCCCCAUAGCCGAGGACCUCAAACGAGACAUGACGGACGGUGUAAACUUCUGUAGACAGUUUGCACAAUGUGUCCCAGACGAGAGGAAGGACAAACUCGCGAGAGAAAUGGUCCGACCAAUAUUCUUCUUCCGUUGUUAUAAGCACAAGAAAUUGGAGGCUUGCAUCAUGAAGGAUGUAAGAGACAAAUACAACCCAGGCGAGGACAUCGGAGAAGACAAUCUACCUGGCGGUGAAAUGAGGUCACUCAAGAACAAGAAGAGGAAGAAUUUGGAAGACGACGACGCAACAGCAGCGGCAGCUCUCGAACUGCUGGAAGCCGAGAGGUCAUUCAAUCUAGACGAUAUUCUCUAACUCCACAUCUUCAUCUGUAGUGCUGUGCGACUAACCUUCGAGAACAUAAUCUUUAAAAUAAUGAAUCCACAAGAGGCCAUAUGCUCUUGAAAAUUUAGUUUUAAAUUAUUACUAACUUUACAAAGUAACGGAAUAUUACUGGCAAGUCUUAAUAAGCAUUGACAAGCACUGAAUGUAGUUAUUUAGACAUAAUAUUAGAAGCUAUUGUAAAACAUCAAACUAUGAACAUUAGGCUAUUUAAGUACAAAAUUCUCUUCUGUGCUUCUAAUUCCUUUUGUUGACCACAAGGAGCCCAAUAAUGAUUUUCUUGGGAAAAGGUUUUAGAAGGAUUAACACUUUGAGUUUAAAGUCUCUAAAGAUCUAACAUACUUUGCCAGAUAAGCCAAGCAAUUUAUUUUAUAAGAGAGUUUAACAUCCAAAUGUUAUGUGUUACUAACUUAACGAUUUAAAAAUUUUCCACCUCAAGUAUGGCAUAGCCAUCUUAAGUAUUUGAAGAUACUAAUGGUCUUAACAAAAUUUGUAAAGUGAAAAAGGAGGAUAAAUAUUUUUUUGUAAAAGGUAUUCCUCCUUACAAUUAAUAAGCAACUAAAUAAAUAUCAAGAAUUGUUACACAUUAAUGUAAAAUACUUGUAGCAAAUCGAAGGAUUUUUGCACGCCUCUACUAAAAUCGUGGAAUAGAAAAGCCCAGUGCAAUAUGAUUUGACAAGAGUGUGCGAGUACAACUUAUCUUUUUUCGUGUUUUGUGUCAUAACUAUAUUCUACAAAACUGUGAUUAAUUUAAAUAACUUAUGUAUUAGAGUAGAUUUAUUUAUUGUAAAUUAUUUAUUUAUUUAAUAAAAGAACUUCUUAAAGCA
Messenger RNA from Macrosteles quadrilineatus (aster leafhopper), 2055 nucleotides. RefSeq lists its product as uncharacterized. NCBI's taxonomy places the organism in Eukaryota, Metazoa, Arthropoda, Insecta, Hemiptera, Cicadellidae. Bases 83 to 1201 code for a protein of 372 amino acids. The transcript has 10 exons. The record is from RefSeq and is a predicted model, not a curated record.